Zygotorulaspora mrakii is the source of this 561-nucleotide messenger RNA. It is a transcript of the gene HNT2, whose product is annotated as bis(5'-adenosyl)-triphosphatase. Gene Ontology annotation, molecular function: catalytic activity. The transcript has a single exon. The record is from RefSeq and is a predicted model, not a curated record. The coding region runs from base 1 to 561 and encodes 186 amino acids. NCBI's taxonomy places the organism in Eukaryota, Fungi, Ascomycota, Saccharomycetes, Saccharomycetales, Saccharomycetaceae.
AUGACAAAGGCUGUGUACUUUAGUAAAUUCCAAGUCACAAGUCAGGUCUUUUUGAAGACCCAUUAUAGCUAUGCGCUAGUCAAUUUGAAGCCCUUGGUACCGGGGCACGUUCUUGUUGUACCUUUAAGGACGCAAGCUAUAAGAUUAAGUGACUUAUCAACAGAGGAGUCAAUUGAUUUUUUCCAAACAGUGCAACUAGUUCAGAAAUUUAUUUAUUGGCAAUAUAAGGCUGAUUCGAUGAAUAUUGCAAUUCAAGAUGGUCCCGAAGCUGGUCAAACAGUUCCGCAAUUACAUGCCCACAUAAUUCCAAGAUACAAAGCAAACAACAUAGGCGAUAAAAUCUACGAUAAAAUUAACGGGUGGAGAUUUCAAGAAUGGGAAAAUGACAGAAGAGAGUACCUUAAGACAAGCGCAACCGCAGAAAACAGCUUGGCAAAACCUGACUGUGACCGUAAACCAAGAACCCUGGAAGAUAUGUCAAAGGAAUCACAAGAUUUGAAAGCCAGACUCGACCUUUUCCUUGAGGAGCAUUCGGAAAUUAGUUUUAAAAAUUUCAUUUAA